AUGUCGCAGCACCUCGGGGAUCAGAAAGCACAGCCGCACUCCCGAAAUCGUUCGCCGUGCAAAGCUUGUCAGGCGGCGAAGCGAAAGUGCGAUCAGAUCAAGCCAAAGUGCUCACGAUGCCGCAAGCAGAACCUAGUCUGCGAACCCUCGGCCCAGUCCAGGUGGCGCAUUAACACGCUCAGCGAUGUUCCUAUCAAUCGAGCGGCAUCGCGCUUGAGAAGCGCGCAGGCACGGCCGUCUUUGGAACGAAGCCGCCAGCGAGGAGCAGGAGAGAGUGGCGGUCCGUUGCAAGCGGACUCGGUACAGAUUGGCUCCGUAGAGAACCAUAGCAGCGUCACAAGCACGACACCCGACAAAGUCCCCGAUACGGUUGGAUCCCACGAAGCGGAGGAAACAGGCGAUUCAACUUCUGAGCUGCUCAGUAUUCAUCACUUGGACUCUUUGCCGCAGCUCGCUUGUCCAGACUUCGUGGAGCUUCUUAACCAUUUUCCAUGGAACGGUACACUUAUGGGCGCCGACCAAUUUCUGCAAGGGUUAGAAGUUCAAUGGCAAGACUGCAUGUCUUCAACCACCCCGGGUAAGGAUAUUCAAGCUACAGAUGAUGUUGGUCAGCAUCCACAAGACGUCGAGAAUGAAGCAUCGGCUCCGGAUAAUUGCUUUGAUCCAAUUUUCCAGCCUAGCACUCAGGGAUGCAGUGCCUUGGAUGCUGCAAUCGACGAGCUUCUCGGUGGUGUUACCCAAAGCACGGCAAGCAUCUCGUCACACAGAACAUACAUGAUGGUACUAUGGGAAAACUUUCUCCAGAAAAUCGCACCCUCUCUAACACCUUUCGGAACCCGCGACGACAACCCAUUCCUCAAAUAUCUGGUGCCAAAUGCCGAAUCCAACUCUUCUCUUCUAAUCGCUGUUCUGUACCUUGCGCAAGCAUUCUCUCGAAGAAAUCACCGAGACUUCGACCCCGCUAUAGAGGACUAUCUCGAACGAAAAGCAGAAGAGGUACUGCAGACUUUAGAGCAGGACAAUGCUUUGACUCUAGAUGUUGUUCGGGAGUCGGGUGAGCAGACUUCUAAAUUAGUGCUGACAUUGUCAACUGUUCUUGUCUUCUGCAUGACAUUUAUCGCAAAGCAUGAUGCUAGCAGGUUUCAUACCCACAUGGAGCUUGCCGUGAUCCUCUGUCAGUUCUUAUUUAGGACACUAGCAGAAGAUGAGAGCUUCUUGUAUCUCGCAAAGCUCUUGGGGUUCAUGCACAACGCUCUGCUAUUCAGCACUUCAGCUAGCAGCGCAAAUGCGCCAGACUUCCUCGGCGCGGCCCUGGAGCUCCAGAGUCGCGAUACUGGUACGCUGUGCGAUAUAGACGGAUACUUGGAAAAAGACAUCCAUUUCCACGAUUUGGACGUAUUCUCAGGCAUGUCGUCCGCCAUUGCGAAUAUUCUAUAUACUCUGGGCAUGCUUCUCAAGAGAAAGCAGAUUGAUUUGGGUGCUACACCUCUCCAUGAGAGAGAAGCUGCCAGAAUGUUUGAAUGUGAUAUUGAUGGGCUAGAGAUGCGUCUAAGGAGGCACAUGGCUCAGCUGAAGAAGUGCCGGGAGCUGCGCAACAUCUCUGAGCUUUCAUAUGACGACUCCCUGGCUCGGUCUUUGAAUUUCUACAACGAGGCAGUGUUCUGGAGCGCCUGGACUAUAUUUCUCACAGAUCUCAAGAAUAUGUUCUGGGCCGAUGUUGGGGUUCAAGAAUCGAGGCUGGGAGUUUUGGUCAUGCUCCUGAAGUCAGAUGCCACAUCAAGCAGCUUGAGCGAUGAUACCUUUGCCGGGUCAGCAUAA
Molecule: messenger RNA, 1818 nt
Organism: Diaporthe amygdali
Lineage: Eukaryota; Fungi; Ascomycota; Sordariomycetes; Diaporthales; Diaporthaceae
Exons: 3
Coding region: 1-1818 (605 amino acids)
Biological process (GO): positive regulation of transcription by RNA polymerase II
Cellular component (GO): nucleus
Molecular function (GO): DNA-binding transcription factor activity, RNA polymerase II-specific; zinc ion binding; transcription cis-regulatory region binding
Source: RefSeq, a predicted model, not a curated record